Molecule: messenger RNA, 1687 nt
Organism: Helicoverpa armigera (cotton bollworm)
Lineage: Eukaryota; Metazoa; Arthropoda; Insecta; Lepidoptera; Noctuidae
Product: saccharopine dehydrogenase-like oxidoreductase
Exons: 9
Coding region: 153-1424 (423 amino acids)
Biological process (GO): glycolipid biosynthetic process
Cellular component (GO): plasma membrane; lipid droplet; mitochondrion
Source: RefSeq, a predicted model, not a curated record
GUUAUUUUUUUCCACAAAUUCGUUGAUACUUAGUUUUGGGUUAUGAUAAAAUUGGUGUCAGUGUUUCAGUAUACAUUAAUAUUUUACGAAGUUUCAAGUUUAAAAAUUCAAUUUUACAAAUAAGUUAAUCGAUUGCUGAAAGCUGAUUAGAAAUGGAAGUGCCACGGAUAGACUUGGUGAUCUUCGGGGCGACUGGCCUCACAGGCAAGCACGCUGUCAUCCAAAUGGCGAAGCUUGCCAAGAAGUAUGACAUCGGGUCCUGGGGAGUCGCCGGCCGUUCUCGAGACAAGCUCGAAAACUUGAAAGGCGAGGUCGCCAAAAGAACUGGUGAGGAUCUAUCCCACGUGAAAGUGAUAGUAGCAGACAUAGGAGAUGUGGCAUCUCUCAACGCAAUGUGUGCUCAGACGAGGCUGGUUGUCAACUGUUGUGGGCCUUACCGCAUGUAUGGAGAGCCGGUCGUCAAGGCCGCUGUGGAGAGCAAGUGUCACUACAUCGAUGUUAGUGGAGAACCACAGUUUAUGGAGCUGAUGCAGAUUCGAUACGACGAGCGCGCGCGGGAGGCUGGCGUGUUUGUGAUCAGCGCGUGUGGCUGGGACAGCGUCCCGGCCGAUAUGGGCGUCAUCUUUCUUAAACAAAACUUCAAAGGCACAUUAAACUCAGUGGAGUCGUACCUGAGCGGGUACCUACCGCCCGAUAUCGCGGAGGAGUCGAAGGAGCGAGGCGUCAUUGGCUUUGGGACAUGGGAGUCUGUCAUUUAUGGAAUGGCAGAUCACAGCCAACUAGCGCAGCUGAAGAAAGCUUUGUUCCCGGAACCUUUGCCACAGAUGAAACCUGAGGUGAAACUCAAGAAUCUUCAAAAAAAGGACGGCAGUUGGUACCUCCCAUUCCCAGGAGCAGACGAGUCCGUGGUGUACAGGACACAGCGGUUCCUCUACCAGAACAAACAGGAACGCCCUGUUCAGUUCCAAGCAUACUUCAAGGGCGGAAGUCUUGGUCGGUCCCUCCUCACUAUCUGUAGUGGCGUGGUCAUAUUUAUGAUGGCAAAAGCAGAAUGGACGCGAAAGUACUUGUUGAACCAUCCGAAGUACUGGUCUUCAGGGUACGUGACGAAGCAAGGCCCAACAGAGAAUGUCAUGAAUAAUACGCACUUCACUUUUGAGCUGGUUGGCAAGGGUUGGGAGGAAGGCGCUAAUGUGGACACAAUGCCGCCUACAAAGACUGUUGUGGCUAAGGUAACUGGUACGAACCCUGCUUACGGUUCUGCAGUAGCGGCACUCCUCAUGUCCGCAGUCACACUCCUCAAAGAGAGACACAACAUGCCAGAAAUUGGAGGAGUUAUGACACCGGGUUCAGCGUUCAACAAUACCAAUCUAGUAACGAGACUGAACGAAACCCAGCUGAAAUACGAAAUUGUUAACUCUUAAUUUAGUUUAUUUUAUAGUAGGUAAGUGUAAUUAGAUGUCUGCUUAGAUACUUAGGUAUGUACUUAGUCAUUUUUAUUCUACUUACGAUAGGUCCAGAUUUCGAAACCAAAAUGGAUAAUUUUUAAUUAUGGUUAAAUUGGGUUCCUGCGUCUUGUGGUGGAAGAAAUCAAGGCGUAUUGAUCUUAAUACCUUCUUUGGAUAUGAUAAACAUUUAAUUUGCUUUCAGAAACUUGCAAGCAUUAAAAGUAAAUUCAAAUUGUUAA